AUGGAGACCGGAAAUGUUUUUCCGGCAGUUGAGGGAGGUGGGAGAGUGUGGAUACAGUGUGCCUAUGAACGCAUACACAAGCUGUGUAGGCGGUGUGGAAGGGUGGGUCACACAAUGCCCAUCUGUCCUAUUGAAGAUGAUCGAGAACUCAAUCGUUUUCUCUAUGACCACUUCUGCAAUGAUGCAGAGGUACUGGGUCUUCGGGUUCAUGACGAUGACAGUUUCAAGCUGUAUACAGCGUCGAUAAGGGCCCAUCGUCAUAUGCCAAAGAGGAGGUUUACAAGGAUACCCGAAAGUUAUAUCCAAGAGAUUAAUGUGAGAUAUAUGGAAAAUCGGGUAGGAUGGGUUGCUAACAGCUUCCGGUAUGAAUUAAUAGUAGCAAAGGGUUCAUCAACUCCUCUUAUGUUGGAAUUUCAGAGAGAGGGUGGAAGUGAGGAGACGGAUCGACACCGACAUCAGCGCCCUCAACACUAUGGUCAGGGGAGCGAGAGUAAUCGCGGUGGGACGCAAGAAGAAGGCACUUCAGCCUCUCUGAGAAGGAGAAGAAGGACUGAAGGAACUGGAUCGAGGAAGAACCGUGGACAGACUAGGGGGAGAACAUUCAAGGAUACGGGCUUGGGGGGGGGGGAGGAAACAGAUCCAGAAUUUGACGGCGGCAUGGUGGAUGACCCGCUGGUCCGACUCCCAUCGGAUUUCCCGGUGGAACUAGAUGAGGAGGAUUUUCAAUGGAAUCCAAGGCCAGUGAGAUUUUAUGAAGAAGACGGGCAAUUGAAGGAAGAGGAGGUAGUAAAGAUCAACGGUCAAACUCAAGCCUUUCGAGAACCAUCGGUUUCGUGGGAGAAAUUUUUCACAACAGAAAAUCAACGGACGUUAUCGGAAUGGUGGGAGCAGGAUUUUUUCAUAUCGGCCGGUAGGUGGGAGGAAGUGGGUGAGGAGUUUAAUGAGGAAUUAAAUGGUGAUAAUCAUGGCGGUAGGGAGGGUGGCUCAAGGGGUAAUAGGGGUCUAGGAGAGAUUUUUGGUCUUGGUUUUCAUAUUCAAGAGCCAUUACAUAACUGUGGCUUACAAGGAUGUGACAUAGCGGAGCAGUUUACUGCAUUAGGUGCAAGGGGUUUUAAUGAGGAAAGGAAGUAA
Molecule: messenger RNA, 1131 nt
Organism: Oldenlandia corymbosa var. corymbosa
Lineage: Eukaryota; Viridiplantae; Streptophyta; Magnoliopsida; Gentianales; Rubiaceae
Source: the annotation of a GenBank genome assembly